Molecule: messenger RNA, 1464 nt
Organism: Dibothriocephalus latus
Lineage: Eukaryota; Metazoa; Platyhelminthes; Cestoda; Diphyllobothriidea; Diphyllobothriidae
Source: the annotation of a GenBank genome assembly
AUGGAAAUGGCAACACCUGAGUUCAUUAUUAGUCCCGAUUACAUUAAUAUUUCAAAGAAAUUUCUUGAAAGCUUUUAUUACACGAAGAAUGAGGAACAUUUGAUGAUUUACCGUCAGAAAGUGGCCGACUCAAUCCUUUGCAAGAAAGGUAUCGCAAAAACAUUUGGAAAAGCCCUGCGGGUAUUAAUUGAAGAAGUGAAACGUAAAGCAAAUCCCAUAACGUACAACACAUUGCGUGUUAGUGCGUACAAGUCUGCCGUUUUCCUCCAGGCGGCGCUUCUAAAUUAUUCUGAGUGUUCAGCCAAGCUUGCACGAAAUCUGAUGAAGGAUAAAAACUAUAUUCAAUCGAACAAACUUAUUUUGCGUGGCGUUUGUGUAGCUGAUGCGAAUCUGCCGAAUCUAAGCCUGUUCAUACUAGCAUAUUUGGCCAAAGAUGAACAGGAGCUCAAGCUCUUGGAAAAAACUACAGUCGAUCUCAUUAUGACGAGUCUGAAAGAUGCUUUUGAAAAUAAAAUUCGAAAGGCUGACGGCUUUCGUCCCGUCGAAUUGUGCGCCUAAAAGCUGUUAGAGCGUAUGACGCUUCAAACCAAUAACUACAAUACAAAUCCGCACGUUAUGAUCAGCUACAAUCCCUUCUACCGAAACUUGGCCACCCAAUUAGCCAAUCGACUCAAGGCGGCCGGUUUCAAGUACCUAACUGUCACUAUUGACGGUAAACCUGCCAGCGCUGACACAGCUUCAGCCCUCAUGGCAAACAGCACAAACACUUGGAAGGACUAGGCCAAGUAUGCCAGUCGCCUUGGAAAACCCUUCGUCUUCUGCCGUGCGCAGAAAAACUACUCCCCCAACGGUUGGCUAAAGGACCUGAUGAAGAACGCCGAGACAAUCACCUAUGAAUUCUCUUCAAAGCACAUUAGUGAUCCCACUUUUAAAGAUGUCAGGCGAAAGAUGGAGGGUCAUCGUGCCGAGUUCUUGCGAAAAAUGAAGGAUGACUGCACUUCGAGAAGUAUUGUCAUGGUAAUCCAGCAGCCAAUUUCUACUCUGCAUGAGUACAAUCUGUUCUCUAGUAGAGGCUGCCCUCCCAGUAUCCCUGAUACCUCCGAUCAAUCUCAGUUAGGCAGCAUCCUUUCACGUGCUGACCUCAGAAUAAACCAUUCCUUCCAGCUUUACAGUGCCCCUACUGAAUCAAAGGAGGGCUGCAACGACAGUUUAUCCCUGGAUGGGCAAAUUCUGCGAGGUGACAUGGAAAUCUCCAGCUGGAACGCCACUAAGGUCAAGGAAUGGAUGAACGAUCACAAGAUCAACUGGGAAAACACUGAGAAUUUAAAUGGCCAAGACCUCUGCUUCUUGAAACGGCUUCGCAAUGAGGCACCAGAAUUUUUCUACAAAAUGGCCAGUGAGAAAUGGCGAAUCACUUCUGUUUCUGCUUUGCGCAAGCUCACAAACUCACUUGAAAGUCUUUGA